This is a messenger RNA of Anopheles marshallii, 1701 nucleotides long. RefSeq lists its product as uncharacterized. The transcript has a single exon. The record is from RefSeq and is a predicted model, not a curated record. Lineage: Eukaryota; Metazoa; Arthropoda; Insecta; Diptera; Culicidae. Bases 1 to 1701 code for a protein of 566 amino acids.
AUGACUGUUGAACGUAUCGACACCUUCUACGACCUGGACAGCAUCUAUAGCACCAUCGAACGGAUGCUGUUGCUCAUCCGGCAACUGUCAGGUGUGUCCCGGCUGGGGGAAAACGGCCGCUCACUCUCCUUCGAGCUCCAGUGGAUCAACGAGAUCGACGAGCGCAAGUACCAGAUCGAGGAACUGCGUAGCGCGGUACAGUACCUUUUCGCCCAGUUCCGCAAGAUCUAUCUCGUCAACAAGGAUCUGUACGCACAGCUGAACAAGCGCGGUGGCCGUGUGUUCGAGCUGGACAAACAGAUUGAAGCGCAGGGUGACAGCAAGUGUUUGUACUUUCUGACGGACGCGAUCAAGUACGAACCGGCCCUGCUCGCCAUGCAGCGUGUGCUCGAUCGUACGAUGCGUGAAAUACGCAUCUUCCGGAACCAGCGCAACCAGCACAAGCUGGAACUCUGCAUCGGGCACAUCCGGUGUGAGAACUAUGACAAGGUGUACGACGAGUACUGUUCGUUUGAGAAUGGGCUACAGCAGCUGCCACUCAUCAUCGAAGCAGUGUUCGAGCGGGACAUGAAGAAUCUGCUCAAGGUUCUGCUGUUUCUUACCGGCUAUCGGAAGCUUAACAAGGCAAACUCUGCUGAAACGUUUGUGACCGGGUGCGAGUACUUGCUGCAGCAGAUAAAGCAAUCUAGCGAAUUGUUCGAACAUCCACUCAGCCUGCUCCUGUACGGGUUUGUGGUCGAUGCUCUUCAGGAACCACCAGAACUGUCGGUGGCGUCGAGAAUGAAAGAUGUUUUCCGGGAGCGGUUGGAAUCUGUCCGAUCGGAGCUGAUCGAUUGCAUCCAGCGCGCAGUGAGGCUCAUACAGACGAAACCGCAAGCGACAGCAUCGUUGGCCAAACUGUUCCAUCACAUUGCGGAGGAGAUCCUGAUCGAGCUGCUCAAGCGGGCGUACGAAGGCGAUGUGCGGAACCUGCAGAACAUUCUACAGUUUGUGGCACACUUGUCGCGCAUCGACCAUGACAUCGUCAGCUACCGUGUGCUGUACGCUCAGAUGGAACAUUACGAUCAUCUGCAUCAGCCAGAGGUAUUUCUGCUUGCCUACCGCAUCAAACAGACCAUGCUGAAGGCGGGCUUUCCGACUUCGAGUCUUCGUGGAGACUUGGAACGCCUAAAGGCAAGUCUUCCUCCGGUCGUGGUGACGAUCCUGUGGAGCACGGUCACCAUAUCUCGCCACGAAUCUCGCAUCUUGCUAAAGUUCAGCGCUAUCGGGAAGGAUGUUGGAUUUUCGCGCUACACUGCCGACAAGAAUCGUGUCGAGUUUGAACCACUGGAGGAGGGUAACUGUUUCCGUAUUCGGGCGUGCGCCAUCAACGGAUUCCUCGGCGAAAGUGGCACCGGACUGCCAAUCGUUGCGCCCAAGUCGGAAAGCCUUUCGAAUACGAAGUUUCGCUGGAAGCUAAUCCCGGUGGUGGGUUGUGAGUUCUUUCGCGUGCAGAAUUACGCCAGCGGAGCGCUGCUACACUCGCAGAUCCCGUGCGCGGAAUCGGAAUACGAUUUCUACAACAGCCAGGAGGUGCUGCAGCUAACAGGCAGCGAUCGUUCGCUGACCGCACAGAACAGUUACUGGAAGCUCGUGGAGUUUUCUCGGCGAUCGCGCACUGGAAGCGGUGGUUCGGGUGAGGGCGAGUGUCGCAUACUGUGA